Messenger RNA from Lichtheimia ornata, 918 nucleotides. RefSeq lists its product as uncharacterized. Lineage: Eukaryota; Fungi; Mucoromycota; Mucoromycetes; Mucorales; Lichtheimiaceae. The transcript is spliced from 6 exons. The coding region runs from base 1 to 918 and encodes 305 amino acids. The record is from RefSeq and is a predicted model, not a curated record.
AUGUUGCGACGAUACGGAUCGAGAGACAGCAAACACAUCAAUGAGAACGUACCCCAGACCAGCCAACACAAAAAAGAUACCCUUUCGACCACGAACGCCUCCAACCAACUUUUACGACCCAAAGAUGCGAAUCAAAAGAGACGCGACAAUAAGGAUCAGGGUGCUAAAGACGGCAAGGACAAUGCGUCCACAACUACCAGCCCAACACAAAAAACCAAAAUCAGGAGCUCGCAUCAGGAGAGUGCUCUUCGUGUAUUGCAACAUCCCAAAACACGUCCUCCACUUGGAUCCGUGACACCUGCCAAGCGACCUUUGAAAGAUGUACAACAACAACUACAACAAUCCACACCAAAGCGUCUUGAAACAUCUCCAUCACGUCGUGGCAUACCUGCUGCGGAAGAAGUUGAAGAAUCCCUUGAUGAUGAUGAUGACCUUGUCGCCCUUCCUGAAGUGGAGCUUGAUCUUUCUCUUUUCGACGACGAUCAAAGCACAACCGAACAACAAAGCCAUGACACCACCAAAAAGACUGUUCACUCGAGAGAAGCAAGUCCGCAACUGCCAUCGGUGGAUGAUGUCGAAUAUGCAGGAACCAAGGAACAAGAACUUGAGGAUGAACCUGAACUUGCGGUGGAUGUUUCUGGAUUCGAGUAUACAUUGCCAAACAUUGGAGCCUACGACAUGAAAGCUUUACCUGAACUUGAUUUGGAACUACAAGAUGAUGAUGCUCCAGAAAUCAUCACUGGAAACACAAGCACAUUGGAUGACGAUGAAGAGGGUGAUGAUGAUGAAGUAUUCCUGUUGGUUGUACCUUCCAAUGAUAUCACUACACAAGAGGCAUCCAAAGACGAUCAAGAGCUGGAUAUACCGUUCAGUAACCACUUGUUUAAUAUCGAGCAAUAUGAAGAUGUCGAAGCCUAG